Molecule: messenger RNA, 2885 nt
Organism: Passer montanus (Eurasian tree sparrow)
Lineage: Eukaryota; Metazoa; Chordata; Aves; Passeriformes; Passeridae
Gene: IMPA2
Product: inositol monophosphatase 2
Exons: 8
Coding region: 142-1026 (294 amino acids)
Biological process (GO): phosphatidylinositol phosphate biosynthetic process; inositol metabolic process; signal transduction
Molecular function (GO): inositol monophosphate 1-phosphatase activity
Source: RefSeq, a predicted model, not a curated record
UCCGCCCCGCCGCGCGGGGCGGGGCGCGGCCGGGCGCGCAGUGACAGCGCCGGGCGGUGUGCGCGCCCCGGGCAUCCUCCUCGGCGGGCAGCCGGGCCCCCCGCGCCCCCCGGCCCCGCUCCGGGCAGCGCGGCCGCCGCGAUGAAGCCGUGCGAGGAGGAGGAGGAGGAAGGGCGGGCGGCGGCGGGCGGCGGCGGGGACCCCUGGAAGGAGUGCGCCGAGGUGGCGGUGCAGCUGGCGCGCCGCGCCGGGCAGAUUAUUAGGAAAGCUCUAACAGAGGAAAAACAAGUGUCCACAAAGACAUCUGCAGCAGAUCUCGUGACAGAAACUGAUCAUUUUGUGGAAAAUUUAAUUAUUUCUGUUCUGAAAGAGAAAUUUCCCUCCCACAGGUUUAUUGCAGAAGAAUCCACUGCUGCAGGUUCAAAAUGUGUCCUCACCGACAGUCCAACCUGGAUUAUUGACCCUGUUGAUGGAACGUGCAACUUUGUGCACAGAUUUCCAACAGUGGCAGUGAGCAUUGGAUUUGCUGUGAACAAAGAGCUUGAAUUUGGUGUAAUUUACCACUGCACUGAAGAACGAUUAUACACUGGUAGAAGAGGUCAAGGGGCAUUUUGUAAUGACAAAAGGCUUCAGGUAUCAAAAGAGACAGAUAUCUCGAAGGCCUUAAUUUUAACAGAAAUUGGUCCAAAACGUGACCCUGCAACUUUGAAAUUGUUCCUUGGUAACAUUGAGAGAUUGCUCAAGGCCCAAGCACAUGGGGUCCGUGUCAUUGGGAGCUCCACGCUGGCCCUGUGCCACUUGGCGUCCGGCGCUGCAGACGCCUAUUACCAGUUUGGCUUGCACUGCUGGGACCUGGCAGCAGCCACUGUCAUCAUCAGAGAGGCAGGUGGCACUGUGAUAGACACUUCAGGGGGACCUCUGGAUCUUAUGUCCUGCCGAGUGAUUGCUGCAGGCACGAGAGAGAUGGCCAUGUUCAUAGCUCAGGAAAUACAAACUAUUCACUACCGGCGGGACGACGAGAAUUAAAGAAUUAAACACUUGUGCAGAGUUUGCCUCCCGAAGCGCGUAACGUUUGCGAGAUGGGUGUCUUGAAAGGGUAUGUGAUGUCAGCAGGAUGGUUUCUGGGGAGAUUUUCUGUGUCAAAUAUUUUUUAUAAAUUUAUUACCAUGUGGGAAGGCAUAGGGAUAUUUUUAGACCUCUAAGAAUCGUGUUUCCUUUUUAAUAUGUAUCUCUUUCAGCAGUAUCUUUUUUAUAAGAUAGAUUAUUUUACUUGUAGCAAAUUAGUCUCAAAAUUAAGUCGUAAUUUCAUAUCUGUGGGGCUGAUAUUUAGUCUUUUGUAACACGCAGCUAAAAAAUGGAACUUUAUUUUUACAGAUGCAGAUCUCAGGUAAAUGAGCUUUAGGACUGUAGUAAAGGAGGAGUAGUUGAGAUGUGUGCCUAUAAUAAUACCCCUGUUCCACGAUACUUAAGAAUGCAAUACAAAUGGCAUUGUUAUUUCCUAACGACGUCAUAGCUCUGUAUCCAUAUAUGUACAUGUCUGUGUGUCUGUGUGUGUGUAUAUAUGUAUGUAUAUGCACCUACACGUGUCCAUGCAUGUAUACACACACAUCCCCAGGGGUGUAUGUGUAUAUAUAUGGAUACUCUGGAUGUUUACAGCAACAUAGAGAAUGCAUAGAGAGAAGAAAGCUAAUAUUGGAAGCUGUUUUCAGGUAAGGGUUUUUUUAGGUUACUUAGGUGAUUCCAGUCAGCACUGUCCAAAUAACAAAUAGCAGAGCUGACCAUGGAAAAUGUUUAACUGUUUUACAAACUGCCCGGCUAGAUUUGUUUCCCUUCGUCCCUCUGCAUGGCCAUAAAUCAUACUGUCCUGUAGGCCUCUGUAAGAUACUCAAACCUGCAAACAAUUACUACCAUAGAGUACUUAUAGUUAAAACCAGGAAUAUUGAACUCAAGCUGAGUUACUCACAGUAUUAACUAUGACAUGCAGCAGUAGGAGGCCAGCAGAAUAGAGCUCAGUGUCAAAGAGCUGUUGAUUUUAGAGAACCUUCAAGCAGAACAGCAGGAUUUGGCCCCUUACAGGCAAGUUAUUAAAAGUAUGCACAUAAGGUAUGCUUGCAAAAAGUUGUAAAUCACAUGCCCUUCUUGCACAACGUUGUAAUCACAGUUUUUGAUCAGAAGAGCCUGUAAAAUCGGUUACAUAGAUUUCCUAAAUACACAGUUGUUCCCUAUCCAUGUAUCUAGCCCAUAAUUUCUAUUUAGAUUGUGUUUUAAAUCGUGAGCACAGGGAAAACACAAGUGUGUCGAGAAAAGCAGUUGAUAUGAAAUCACUUCUAUUUUUUCAUCAAAAAUUUAAUUAAAAGGUAUCUUUUUUGCAAGAGUGCAAAUUGAAUAAAGGAAUGAGCCAAAAGAGUUGGUUAAAAAUCUAACUUUUUCCGUACACUGCAUGUGUAGACUUUUUAAAUGUGUUCUGAUGUCUGCUUAGAAGAUACAAACUAAACAAUAUUUUUUAAAAAUAACCUUAUGUGUGUUUCUUGCAAUGAAAAAUGUUUUUCGCUGAAUAUAACAUGAAGUUCUGUGUGAUUUCUUGAUAUUUUUUCAUGAGAAAUACAAAAUAUUGACUGUGUGAGGAACUUCUAAUUCCAACUAAGCAUUUAAAAGCUGAGGGUUCUUUGCAGAAAAUCAACACUUUCCAUCACAGUGAUCAACAUUUUGUCACUGCUCCCUUUUACCCCCUCCAUCUCUCUGUACCCCUUUUGGAAAAGAAGAUUGUAAGCCCUCUGGGGCAGGAGCUACAGUAGUUUGGCUCUGGGUUUUCACAGUGCUAAUAGGAUGAGAUUCUGGUCCACAACUAGGCACCGAGGUGCUAUAAUAAUACAAAUAAUAAAUGC